Hemisphaericaspora subhashii is the source of this 1014-nucleotide messenger RNA. RefSeq names its product Jip5p (gene JIP5). The record is from RefSeq and is a predicted model, not a curated record. Bases 1 to 1014 code for a protein of 337 amino acids. NCBI's taxonomy places the organism in Eukaryota, Fungi, Ascomycota, Pichiomycetes, Serinales, Debaryomycetaceae. The transcript has a single exon.
AUGCCUGCCGUUUCAGCCUAUCAUUAUCUCACAUUAGGAUCUACAACACUUUCACAUAUCGAUAUACGAAAAGGAAUAAUCACCCAAUCAGAUAAUCAAGAAGAUGAACUCCUCGCCAUGUGUUUUCCCUCGGAUUACAUUUCUGAUAACAAGAAUGACACGGUCUUGGUUGCACAUGGAGAAGGGAUCGUUACAAUUUGGAAGGAUUCCAAGAAUAGGUUCAUGGACCAAUUAUCUAGAAUCAAGGUCAACAAAUCCGCUUCUAUUGAUUGUAUCAUGCCAACCAUGAAUGCUGAUGACGAAGAGAUGACGAAUUCGGUGUGGUGUGGAGAUAGUGAAGGGUUAUUACAUCGAGUUAAUUAUAAAAAGGGGAAAGUUGUUGAGACUAGGGUUCAUUCUCUGGCGAGGGGGAAGUAUGGUGCAGUUGAUGAGGUGGGUAUUUUAGAUAUUGAUUAUGAUUAUAGAUUGAUUAGUGCUGGGAUGGACAGUUUGAAGAUUUGGUCGAAUAGGGAAGUAGCUGAAGAUAUUGCGAAUUAUGACGAAGACAGUGAUUUGGAGGACUCCAGUGAUGAUGAAGUGGGUGUCGGUGGUUCUGGUAGUGACAGCGACGAAGAUAGUAUGGGCCCACUGGAUUUCAGUUCUGACUCUGAGAUAGAAGGUGGUAGCACUAGUGACAUCGACGAGGAAGAGAAACAAGAAGAAGAAGCAGGAGAAGAAGACGAUGAAAGUGAAGACAAUGAGGAUGUCUUCGAAGAAGAGAAGGAAACGGAAGAACCUCUUCGUAGAAAGCGUCCAGGACUCAGUCAAGUAAUUUCGAAGCCAAAAAGAAGAACCAUUGAUAUUAAUAAAUUAACCAAGAAAGAGAAAACCCAAGGCGAUGAAAAAGUAGAAGAAGAAGAUAAAGAAAACGAGAAGAAGGCUUUAGCUAAGUUGAAAGAAAAGAAGUUGACAACAAAGCAACUUCGUAAUAUGCAAAAGCAUGAACAUGGUAUUCGUAAAUUUGAAGGUUUAUAG